AUGAGAGAAGAUAUCUAAAUACAUUCGGUAGACUGUUCUGAAUAUAUGUGUGUGAUAUGUCUUCAGGUUUUCUAUAAGCCAAUAAUAACAUAGUGUGGGCAUAAUUUUUGUGGCAAAUGUAUCAGUGAAUGGAUGCAGAAAAAAAAGCAAUGCCCUUAUUGCAGAAAAGAGUACUAGAACUACAACUUUUACUAAAAGGAUGAAGUCAUGACUUUAAAAUUAGAACACUUAGAGGUCUCUUGUUUAAAAUGCGAUAAAUGGUUUGGACAAUUAAAAGAUUUAAAAAGUCAUCGCUAAUCUCAAUGCACAUCACCAAAGCAGACAGACUAAUUGCAUGAAACCUUAGUUAUUCAAGACGAUCCUGAGGACCUUGUUUAAACAAUUUUCAACGAAAUUAAUUCAAUUAAAAAGUAAUAGAAUUAUAAUUCACUUUUGAACAUUGAAAAUGAGUAUAUGGAAUUACUGAAAGUUCAUCCUAACGAUUAGAUGAUAAGAAAAAAAAUAAAGAUUGAUUAUAAUGACGAUUAAAUACAAGAACAGCCUGAUGUUUUAGAAUUAGAGCAAGAAGAAAUUUGCAUUUUCAAACACUCAUAAAAAUAUAUAUUAAAGCAAUGUAAGAAAAGGCUUGAAUGUCAAAAUAAAUUUCUUAAAGAGAUAAUGGAAGGCUAAUAUAGAAUAGAAACAAAAGAAUUUUUUUAUUAAGUUCUUGGCUAUAGGAAUUAUAUAGUGUCUCACCACUAAUUCUAGUUGAUUUGA
Molecule: messenger RNA, 756 nt
Organism: Paramecium tetraurelia
Lineage: Eukaryota; Ciliophora; Oligohymenophorea; Peniculida; Parameciidae
Exons: 2
Biological process (GO): ubiquitin-dependent protein catabolic process; protein polyubiquitination
Molecular function (GO): ubiquitin protein ligase activity
Source: RefSeq, a predicted model, not a curated record